Molecule: messenger RNA, 1904 nt
Organism: Oppia nitens
Lineage: Eukaryota; Metazoa; Arthropoda; Arachnida; Sarcoptiformes; Oppiidae
Exons: 8
Coding region: 249-1904 (551 amino acids)
Source: RefSeq, a predicted model, not a curated record
UGACAUUUAGUUUUGUCUACUAUUUGUUUGAUUGACUAUUGAUAAGUAAAGUACAAUAAAAAUCAAUCAUUGAAUCAAUCAAUCAAUUGCUAAGUAUUAGUGAAUCACUUCAUACACUAUAGUAAUCCCCGAAACUCAGUGACCAACAAAAAAACAAAACAGUCGGGUAUUGACCAUCAAAUCGGAUAUAAAAUCGUGUGUUGUUGACCACUUCAUUGCCGCGCGCCGACCGACCAUCACUAUAGCUCAUGUCUACCGUUAUGGCCUUCAAACCGGAUGUUCAGUCGUCGUCGUCGUCGGCGACCACCGACUCGAGUCAAUCGUCAUUGUCGUUGUCGUCGCCGAUGAUGAUGAUGGCCAACAAGUUUUUACCGAUUAAACCCGAAGACCAAUUGGCUAUUAUUGGUUGCGUCAGAAAGUCUAUCGCCGACAGGUUUGCAAUCAAUUGUCCGUUUGAUGUUAUCGUUGACAACGAUAUGGUUAUCGUUCGCACCGAUGAUGACAACAACAACGACAACAAUAAAACAACCGAUCGAUCGACAAUUGGUGUCCAAACUAACGACACGACACAAGUAAUGAUGGAUCAGUUGAUUCCUCCUCCACAGCAGCCGAUGAUUGGUAUAAUCAAUUGGACAGACAAUAAUAAGUUGUUCAUUGACUUUGACAACCAUAGAUUGAUAAUUGGUGUCCAAACUAACGAUACAGUGAUGGACGAGUUGGUACCACCGAAGCAGCCAAAGAUUGAAUUCAUCGAUUUGUCGGCCGAUAGUGAUAGCGAUGAUAAUGACGACGUGUCACCAAUUGAUUUGUCCAUCAAAUCUGUGGACAAUGUUGUUAUCACCGAUACAUCAAACGAAUGCCCAAUCGAUACAAACGUCAGUGUUGACACAAUUGAUCAGCCAAUUGAUGAUCAAAUUGACAACUGUUUGCCACUGGAUCUGACCGUUAAGUGUGUGACCAAUGCUACAAUUGAUAAUCAUAUGGAUAUAUCUUCAGCUAUUGAUAUUGUCUACAAUCCUAUCAAUUCAAUUGUCGAUACAUUUGCCAACCAUUUGCCGCUCAAGAAGCGAUACCGUUUGGUAUUGAAAAGUCCUGAAAGACAAUCGCAAUCAACUCAACCAUCCGAUGAUAUGUUGUCCGAAUCGAUGGACAUUGAAGAAGUCAGCAGCGAUACUACUGACGACAGUGGUGUAGACAAUGACAAUGAGUCGAUGGACGGCCAAUCAAGUCCAGACACUACUGGCGGCAGCCAACCAAUAGUAGACAAAAAUGUCAGUCAAUCAGCCGUUACUAGUGAUCUAUCAAUUGACAGCCGAUUUAUGGCCAUCAAUCUGGACAAUAGUACCGAUGAUGAUAAUGAUGAUGAUAACGACAGUACCGAUCAAAUUGAUGCUUUUGAACAACUUGAUGUCAGUCUCACUCCCAGCAGACGUGUCCACUUUGCCGAACCAGUGGCCAAAAUCAGACAUUUCGAUGACAGCUAUGACAAUGUCUAUGAAGAUGAGGAGGAGGAAGAAGAAGAAGAAGAGGACAAUCGUAUGGUUUUAAGGAACAACAAGAAGUUAUUGCCACCACCUCUGCCGUCACCGCCUCCGUCCCGAUUUCUGGCCAAUGAUAGACUUCGUCUCGUAAGACGUGAAAACUUUACCGAACUUGUGGCCAAAAUCAACCAUUUUAUCGCUGAUAAUAAUAAUAAUAAUGUUGACAACAAUUGUUGUAUGAUUUUGAGAAAUAAGAAAAAGUUGGCACCACUGCCGCCAACGCCGCCUCCGUCACCAACACUGAUGGUCAGCGAUGUCAGUUGUGAACAGCAAUCAUCGGAUCCGAGUCUUAGCUGUUUGCCAUUGAAACGGGUUAAACAACUGCCCAAACGUUAUACGGAUGAAAAUUUUGAGUUUCAUUAA